AUGGGCAGACACACAGUGCAAAAAUCUGCAAGGGUCCUCGAGUUAGAUGUCGUCUCUGCAUUAUCAGCGCAGAUUUCCACAUUGACCAACCAAGUCAAUCAGAUGACCUUGGUUAUUAACAAGCAACAAGCCCAGCUAGUGCAACAGGUUCAAUUGUUUUGUGAAGUAUGUGGAGAGGGUCAUACGAGUGACUUAUGCCCAGUUAAUCCAGAGUCUGUCUGUUUUGUGGGUAAUGCAAAUAGGGGCCAGACAAACCAAUAUGGGAACACUUACAAUAUUAAUUGGAGGUACCACCCAAACUUCUCUUGGGGUAGAAACCAGGGUGCUCAGAAUGAGUACAUGCCACAAGCACCUCAACAACAAUAUAGACCACCUCAGGCUGAACAAUAUGCAAACUCGACGAGUCACCUUGAGGAAAUAAUGAAGAAAUUUAUGGCUGACCAGCAAGCCCAAACAGCAGAGAUGAUGAAGAAAGUAAUGGCUGACCAUGCCCAAAAUACUCGACCAGUUGGAGCUCUUCCAAGCGACACUGAGGCUAAUACUAAGGCAUCUAUUAAUGUUGUGUCAUUGAGGAAUGGGAGACAGUUAGAAGAAGUCCAAUCGAAAAAGAGAAAACAAGUGACCUUUAAUGAGAAGUCGGUCACCAUAGAGGCAGAAUUAGAAAAAUUAAAGGAGACAGAGAAGUCAACUGAAGAGACGGUGGCUAAGCAACCCCCACCAUUAGUUGCGAGGCCACCACCUCUGUUCCCUCGAAGAUUGCAGAAAGUGAAGGAUAAUGCCGCGUAUAAAAAGUUUCUUGAUAUUUUAAAGCAGGUGCAAAUCAAUAUUCCACUGGUAGACAUCCUACAAGAAGUGCCAAAAUAUACUAAAUACAUCAAGGACAUAGUGGCAAAUAAAAGGAGGCUGACCAAAUUCAAGAUUGUGGAACUCACUGAGGAAUGUAGCUCAAGAGUUCAAAGCAAACUACCUCAGAAAUUGAAGGAUCCGGGUAGUUUCACUAUCCAAAUCUCGAUUGGAGUGAUUGAAAAUGUGUUAGUUCAAGUGGGUUCUUUCAUAUUCCCUGGUGAUUUCAUUAUCUUGGACUACGAUCCUGAUCAGGAAGUCCCUUUUAUUUUGGGGCAUCCAUUCUUAGCCACAGGCCGAGCUAUUAUUUAUGUAUGUGAAGGAAAGAUGACGAUGAGAGUAGGUGAUCGAGUGGAGGUAUUGCACUCGGAUUGCCUGCCCACUAUGAAGAGUUAUCUAUGA
Nicotiana tabacum (common tobacco) is the source of this 1245-nucleotide messenger RNA. Lineage: Eukaryota; Viridiplantae; Streptophyta; Magnoliopsida; Solanales; Solanaceae. The record is from RefSeq and is a predicted model, not a curated record.